GGCGAAAUCAAAACAUGAAUAAUCAGAGAUCUUCCCACAACGCUCCCUUCAUCUUUCUUUCCUAGGAGACGUGAUUCGUUCAUUUGCCCUUUGGGAGUCGUUUUUGCAGUGCUGUCAAAAUGCACGGGAGGCUGAAGGUCAAGACGACGGAAGAGCAGGCAGAAGCCAAACGCCUGGAGCGGGAGAAGAAGCUGCACCAUUAUGUGACGGCCACCAAAGCCAUCUUUGAAAAGAGGAAAUUGGGGCAGCUGGACAAAGAAGCCCUGGAGCUGACCAGCCAGAUCUUGAGCGUCAACCCAGACUUUGCCACCCUCUGGAACUUCCGGCGGGACACUUUCCUCCACCUGCAAGAGGAGACCCCGGAAGAGAUGCAGGCCCUCUGCAAGGCAGAGCUUUCCUUCCUGGAGUCCUGCCUGCGUGUCAACCCCAAAUCCUACGGCACGUGGCACCACCGCUGCUGGGUGAUGGAGCACAUCCCGGAGCCGGACUGGGCCCGCGAGCUGGAGCUGUGCAACAAGUUCCUGGAGAGCGACGAACGCAACUUUCACUGCUGGGAUUACCGGCGCUUUGUGGUGCAGCGCUCCCUGGUCCCUCCCGAAGACGAACUGGCUUUCAGCGACAACCUCAUCAGCCGGAACUUCUCCAACUACUCCUCCUGGCAUUACCGCAGCCGCCUCCUGCCGGAGCUGCACCCGGAUCCUCACCAGCAAGGCCGGAUCACGGAGGAAGUCCUUCUCAAAGAGCUGGAGCUGGUGCAGAACGCCUUCUUUACUGACCCCAAUGACCAGAGCGCCUGGUUCUAUCACCGCUGGCUGCUGGGCCGAGCUGACCCAGAGCCAACCAUCCGCUGUCUCUACGUGAACAGAGAGGACGCCUCAUUGGUGGUGGCCUUCUCCCAUCCCGUGGCAGUGGCUCCAGCUUCACAUGACCUGGUUGUUUUCGGAGACGAAUCCCCGCUGGUGGUUCGGUGGCGCACACCAGAUUGCCGAAACAAGCCUGGACUUAUGUGGCUGUGCGACUUGCCCUCCACAGCCCUCAACGACCACUGGCCGCAGCAUACCUUCCGUGUCCUCUGGGCUGAGGGCCAGUCCCAGAAGGAAUGCGUCCUUUUCAAAGGGCACAAGGACUGUUGGAGCCAAGACUCAGUCACGGAGGAACAGGUCUUCAGGUGUGAGCUGUCGGUGGAGAAGACAACAGUGCUCCAGUCGGAAUUGGAAUCCUGCAAAGAACUGCAGGCCCUGGAACCUGAGAACAAGUGGUGUCUCCUGACGAUCAUCCUCCUCAUGAGAGCCUUGGACCCUCUGGUGUACGAGCGCGAGACCCUCAGCUAUUUCAAGACCCUGAAGGCUGCUGACCCCAUGCGCUCAGCCUACCUGGACGACCUGCGCAGCAAGUUCCUGAUCGAGAACAGCAUCCUCAAGAUGGAAUACGCCGAGGCCCGUGUGGUGGAUUUGUCCCAGAGGGACCUCACCAGCCUUUGCCACUUGGAGCACCUCUUACUGGUCACCCACAUGAACCUGUCAGACAACUUCCUCUGCUCCUUGCCCUCCUCCCUGGCCAUGAUGUGCUGCCUUGAGGUCCUGGAAGCCGACGCGAACCGGAUCGAGACCCUCGAAGGCCUGCCCCCACUUCCUCGCCUAGAGGAGCUCUCCCUCUGCAACAACCGCAUCCGGCGACCCUCUGACCUCCGACCUCUGGCCUCCUUCCCAAAGCUGGCCCAUCUCAACCUGCGGGGCAACCCCCUCUGCCAAAUCCCGGGUGUCCAAUCAGAGCUUGCUACGCUACUGCCCAAUGUGGCAACCGUCCUCACCUGAUUGGCUGGGGGAGGCCCCCUUCAAGGCCACCCCUCUCCCUGCAACACCCCGACUCCUUUAAUUUAUUGGAAUGAGGAAAUAAAAAACAGCCGAGAGGAGA
Molecule: messenger RNA, 1914 nt
Organism: Heteronotia binoei (common prickly gecko)
Lineage: Eukaryota; Metazoa; Chordata; Lepidosauria; Squamata; Gekkonidae
Product: geranylgeranyl transferase type-2 subunit alpha-like
Exons: 16
Coding region: 120-1814 (564 amino acids)
Biological process (GO): protein geranylgeranylation
Cellular component (GO): cytoplasm; Rab-protein geranylgeranyltransferase complex
Molecular function (GO): zinc ion binding; protein binding; Rab geranylgeranyltransferase activity
Source: RefSeq, a predicted model, not a curated record